AUGGAUUUGAAUGAUGAGGUACUUAAGACCAUAAUUUUUUCGGACUUUAUGCGGAAACUAGCAUUGGUUCAUGCUGCAUGCCGUUAUUUGUGCUACAUUAUCCAUCAAAGGCAACGACUAAAAAGAAAACGUGUUCCCCACAUCCCUACACAAUCAACCAUAGAAAGACAAAAAGUUCGUGAUGAACUAAUGUCUCGACUUAGGAAUAGUAAAAAAUGCUAUGAUGUAAUACGCAUGGGUCCACAAGCUUUUCAAGGUUUGUGUGACAUUUUGCAGAGAGAUGGUGAUCUUCAAGACACACAGCGUGCCACGGUUGAAGAGCAAGUUGGCAAGUUUCUUCACAUGUUAGCACAUAAUCAGACAACUCGUACAAUGUCCUUCUUUUUUUGUCGUUCCAGUGAGACCAUUAGUCGCCAUUUCCAUAACGUGCUAAGAUCAAUAAUUAUGUUAGAGGAUCAAUUCCUUCAACAACCUGAUGGAACCCAAGUGCCACUUGAAAUACUACAAAGUAGUAGGUUCAACCCAUAUUUUAAGGAUUGUAUUGGGGCACUUGAUGGAACACAUGUUCGUGUCAAAGUGUCUAAUGAGGAUGCACCAAGAUAUCGGGGUAGUAAGGGUUACACAACACAAAAUGUCUUGGCAGCAUGCUCAUUUGAUUUAAAAUUCACAUACGUGUUACCAGGUUGGGAAGGAACUGCGUCAGAUUCAAGAAUAAUAAAGAGUGCUUUAACUAGAAACGAUAAUUUAAAAAUCCCACAAGGUAAAUAUUAUCUUGUUGAUGCGGGAUACAUGAAUAGAAGUCGUUUGAUUGCACCUUAUAGGGGAGUGCGUUAUCAUUUAAAAGAGUACUCUGUUCGUCCCCCUGAAAAUGCUAAAGAAUUGUUUAAUUUGCGACAUACGUCAUUACGCACUGCUAUUGAAAGAGCAUUUGGUGUACUUAAAAAGAGAUUUCCUAUCAUAGCAAGUACUACAGAGCCUAAUUAUUGUGUUGACACUCAAAAUGAAAUCAUUUUAGCAUGUUGCAUACUUCAUAAUUAUUUAAUGGGUGUCGAUCCUGAUGAAAGUCUUAUUGCUGAAGUUAAUGAAGAUGUUUUGCAUUCUCAUCGUGAACGUGUGGCCCCUACUCCAAGAGAAGAUGAUGAGGAUGCUAGGCAAUGA
Molecule: messenger RNA, 1158 nt
Organism: Quercus lobata
Lineage: Eukaryota; Viridiplantae; Streptophyta; Magnoliopsida; Fagales; Fagaceae
Product: putative nuclease HARBI1
Exons: 3
Coding region: 1-1158 (385 amino acids)
Source: RefSeq, a predicted model, not a curated record